CUGCACAAUCUAGCCGCACAGUUAUGACUGUACCCAAAGGUCAAACCAUAACAUUUCCCACUUCAGGCGAGAACGCAUCUUGCCUUGUACGUUUGAAAACCAUUUCAGGGUUAAAUCAUAACAUACUCCCACUUCAGGAGAAACGUCGCUCA
Molecule: messenger RNA, 152 nt
Organism: Ambispora gerdemannii
Lineage: Eukaryota; Fungi; Glomeromycota; Glomeromycetes; Archaeosporales; Ambisporaceae
Source: the annotation of a GenBank genome assembly